CAGCCCUUCCACUGCUCUGUUUGCCAGGGUUUCCCCACACCCACGGAGUGAACUCAGCCGCGGCCCUGCCUGGAAGGAACUUACAGUCUACCCGGAAAGGUGGCCCACAGAUGUGUUGGGCCUGGUGAGAGGGUGAGGCGAGACGGCCCAAUCGCCCAGGGCCCUGGAAGCUGCGGAGGUCACCCCUGCCUGGCCUUAGCUCAGGGACACCCUGGAUUCACGUGGGAGCCCCUGCUCCUACCUCCCCCAUCCCACCACUGAGGCUGUUGGGCCAGGCCAGUCAUGCUAGAACGGCCUCCUGCACUGGCCAUGCCCAUGCCCACGGAGGGCACCCCACCAGCCCUGAGUGGCACCCCCAUCCCAGUCCCGGCCUACUUCCGCCACGCAGAACCUGGAUUCUCCCUCAAGAGACCCAGAGGGCUCAGCCGGAGCCUCCCACCCCCGCCUCCUGCCAAGGGCAGCAUCCCCAUCAGCCGCCUCUUCCCUCCUCGGACCCCAGGCUGGCACCAGCUGCAGCCCCGGCGGGUGUCAUUCCGGGGCAAGGUCUCAGAGACUCUGCAGAGCCCUGGGUAUGACCCAAGCCGGCCAGAGUCCUUCUUCCAGCAGAGCUUCCAGAGGCUCAGCCGCCUGGGCCACGGCUCCUACGGAGAGGUCUUCAAGGUGCGCUCCAAGGAAGACGGGCGGCUUUAUGCGGUAAAGCGUUCCAUGUCACCAUUCCGGGGCCCCAAGGACCGGGCCCGCAAGCUGGCCGAGGUGGGCAGCCACGAGAAGGUGGGGCAGCACCCAUGCUGCGUGAGGCUGGAGCAGGCCUGGGAGGAGGGCGGCAUCCUGUACCUGCAGACGGAGCUGUGCGGGCCCAGCCUGCAGCAGCACUGUGAGGCCUGGGGCGCCAGCCUGCCUGAGGCCCAGGUCUGGGGCUACCUGCGGGAUAUGCUGCUUGCCCUGGCCCACCUGCAUGGCCAGGGCCUGGUGCACCUUGAUGUCAAGCCUGCCAACAUCUUCCUGGGGCCCCGGGGCCGCUGCAAGCUGGGUGACUUCGGAUUGCUGGUGGAGCUGGGUACAGCAGGAGCUGGCGAGGUCCAGGAGGGAGACCCCCGCUACAUGGCCCCUGAGCUGCUGCAGGGCUCCUAUGGGACAGCAGCGGAUGUGUUCAGUCUGGGCCUCACCAUCCUGGAAGUGGCAUGCAACAUGGAGCUGCCCCAUGGUGGGGAGGGCUGGCAGCAGCUGCGCCAGGGCUACCUGCCCCCUGAGUUCACUGCCGGUCUGUCUUCCGAGCUGCGUUCUGUCCUUGUCAUGAUGCUGGAGCCGGACCCCAAGCUGCGGGCCACAGCCGAGGCCCUGCUGGCACUGCCUAUGUUGAGGCAGCCGCGGGCCUGGGGUGUGCUGUGGUGCAUGGCAGCGGAGGCCCUGAGCCGAGGGUGGGCCCUGUGGCAGGCCCUGCUUGCCCUGCUCUGCUGGCUCUGGCAUGGGCUGGCUCACCCUGCCAGCUGGCUACAGCCCCCAGGCCCGCCAGCCACCCCGCCUGGCUCACCACCCUGCAGCUUGCUCCUGGACAGCAGUCUCUCCAGUAACUGGGAUGACGACAGCUUAGGCCCUGGACACCCUGUUUGUCUUGCCCGCCCUCCUGCAGGCCCUCACUCUCCCCUGAGGCUGUCCUGGCCCGGACUGUGGGGAGCACCUCCACCCCCCGGAGCAGGUGCACACCCAGGUAAGCAGAUCCAUGGGCUCGGGUGGGCAGGGCUGGCUUUUGGAUCCUGAGUGUUACUACUCUCUCCUCCCUACUCCCAGGGAUGCCCUGGACCUAAGUGACAUCGACUCAGAGCCUCCUCGGGGCUCCUUCCCCUCCUUUGAGCCUCGGAACCUCCUCAGCCUGUUUGAGGACACCCUAGACCCAACCUGAGCCCCAGGCUCUGCCUCUGCACUUUUAACCUUUUAUCCUGUGCCCCUCCCACCGCCCUUGAAAGCUGGGGCCCCUCGGGAACUCCCAUGGUCUUCGCUGCCUGGCCAUGUCCAAUAAAAAGUAUUUGAGCCUUGGGAGCACCCAAGCUUGCUCAUGUGGCAA
Messenger RNA from Mandrillus leucophaeus (drill), 2062 nucleotides. It is a transcript of the gene PKMYT1, whose product is annotated as protein kinase, membrane associated tyrosine/threonine 1. Lineage: Eukaryota; Metazoa; Chordata; Mammalia; Primates; Cercopithecidae. The transcript has 7 exons. The coding region runs from base 283 to 1758 and encodes 491 amino acids. Gene Ontology annotation, molecular function: ATP binding; protein kinase activity. The record is from RefSeq and is a predicted model, not a curated record. Gene Ontology annotation, biological process: protein phosphorylation.